UUGAGCUCUUCAAAUAGAACGUGGCCACGAGCACAUUGGUGUCAGUCGGCCGUAGGGACAGAACAAGACGUUUCACAAGAAGUGGAAAGAGCACCUCGGCACAAUGAAGUCCUUCAUCGGAGUUUUACUCUCUUGCCUUUCAUUUAUCCUGGUGGAUAUCUCCGACUGCUAUAAUGUUAUUUAUCCAUCGCAGAUUUUAGCCCAAAGUUACGCACAAAGAAGAAAUGAUGCAAAUCCAUCCAACUCCAGAUUAUCACAAAGGACGCUGAAUCCAGCAGCUACAGAUUCUCACUGUAGGAGCCGCCCGUUGGACCUUAUCUUUAUCAUAGACAGCUCUCGCAGCGUGCGUCCAGGUGAGUUUGAGAAGGUUAAGGUCUUCCUUUCGGACAUGGUGGACACUCUGGACAUCGGCGCCGACGCCACUCGGGUCGCCGUGGUGAACUACGCCAGCACUGUGAAAAUCGAGUUCCUCCUCAAAGACCAUCUGAAAAAGGGAAGCAUGAAGCAUGCGAUCAGUAUCAUCGAACCCCUGGCUGCGGGCACCAUGACCGGUCUGGCCAUCAAGAAAGCCAUGGAAGAUGCCUUCACCGAGCAAUCAGGGGCACGGCCGAAAUCACAGAACAUCACAAAGGUGGCCAUCAUUGUUACGGAUGGGCGUCCUCAGGAUCAGGUGGAAGAAGUGUCGGCUACAGCCCGAGCCUCAGGGAUCGAGAUCUACGCCGUGGGCGUGGACCGGGCCGACAUGCGGUCGCUCAAGCUCAUGGCCAGCAACCCACUAGAAGACCACGUGUUCUACGUAGAGACCUACGGCGUCAUCGAGAAGCUCACGUCCAAGUUCAGGGAGACGUUGUGUGGUGUAUCCCCAUGCAAAAUAGGACACAGCUGUCAACACAUCUGUGUCGGAAGCGGCAUGUCCUAUUACUGCAAGUGUCGUCCCGGUUAUGUCUUAAAUGAAGACAAGAGAACAUGCUCCAUCGGCAGGGACGGUGGACGUGAUGGUCAUACCGAUGGUGCAGGCAAUGGACAUGAUGAUGGUGACAACGAUGGUGAAAGUAGCGUCAGUUUCGAUGCUUGUGCACUGGGUCAUGACUGUCAGCACACAUGUGUGAGCAGUGGCUCCUCCUAUUACUGCACCUGUCCUCCAGGCUUUGUCUUGAUGCAGGACAAGAAAUCUUGUUUCAAGGCCAGUGUCGGUGCUGAUGAUGACGGUAGUGCCAGUCUGGACCAGUGUGAGAUGGGACAUGACUGUGAGCACAAUUGUGUCAGCAGUAAUGGCUCCUAUCACUGCGAAUGCUGGAGGGGCUUUGUCUUGAAUGAAGACCAGAAAAAUUGUUCACGUCUGGACCAGUGUGGGCUGAGACACGACUGCGAGCACAUUUGUGUCAGCAGCGUUGACUCCUAUCACUGUGAAUGCCGGAGAGGUUUUGUCUUAAAUGAAGACGAGAAAACUUGUUCACAGCUGAAGGUGGAGAUGGUUCAAGAUCCGUGUCACUGUGAGGCCAGACUGGCUUUCCAAAGUCAGACACUAAACUCCAUCCAGGCCCUCAACGGCAAACUAGCAGACAUCACCAAGAAAGUAGAGCAAGUGGAAAGGAUGAUGUCCCGAAAGUGAUCGUUCCUUCGCGACGCUACAUUAUGGACCACACUGACCUCCGGCACAGCAACCUCCAGAGCUUUAAUACCUCAAUACACCUGGAAUACUAUGAGCUAAUGUUCAGACUGCGCUUAUUUCACUGUUAAUUUGAGUGUCAUUGGCUUGUAACCAGUAAUACAGGCAAAAGAAAAUUUAUUGUAAAGAAAAAUAGUUUAGUGCAAAAGUUUGUGCACCUCUCACGGUUUCUAGGUAAUAUACUUGACGGUUUAUCUUUUAAAAAAAUAAAUCCAAAAACGUACACCAAUUAACAAAAAGUGCACAAAUUAUAAUCCUAUGGUCAGUAAGAAAGUUAGUGGAGAAAAGAAGAAGCAAACUUCUGCACUAAUCUCAUCUAGUCUUUUUUUUUUUUUUUUUUUUUUUUAACUGUUAAAAUCUUCUUACUUCUGUCAGUAAGGGAACAUUUGUGACUGAACACACUAGAUGCCUUAUAUAUUUUUGUGCAAAUGUUUGCAUUCUACCGUAAAUCUGAAUUCUGAAAAAAAAUACGAAUAGGUUUGCUAUCUAGAAAUUGAUAUAUGAUGUGCGUAUUUACAUUUUCGGAUCAUGUAAUGGUAAUUUAGUUUCUGUUAAGAAGGUAGUAUUGACAGUGAUGUACCUAGAUGU
This is a messenger RNA of Ictalurus punctatus (channel catfish), 2257 nucleotides long. It is a transcript of the gene matn3a, whose product is annotated as matrilin 3a. Lineage: Eukaryota; Metazoa; Chordata; Actinopteri; Siluriformes; Ictaluridae. Bases 104 to 1612 code for a protein of 502 amino acids. Gene Ontology annotation, molecular function: calcium ion binding. The record is from RefSeq and is a predicted model, not a curated record. The transcript has 9 exons.